Delphinapterus leucas (beluga whale) is the source of this 1238-nucleotide messenger RNA. Lineage: Eukaryota; Metazoa; Chordata; Mammalia; Artiodactyla; Monodontidae. The record is from RefSeq and is a predicted model, not a curated record.
GUGGAGACUCGCGCCCACCUUUCUCAGGUGGUAGGCGCCCGUGUCGGGUCGUCCCUGAGGCCAAGGCCCUGCGGGAUUUAAAGGAAGCGCUUUGGGAAAGGACCCUCAGAAGACGAGGGAAAUGCAGACCUGGACUCCUGGAGGGGAGUCCAGAGUGUCCGCGCCGGCCAGAGGCGCCGUCACCCGUUUUCACUUAUCCGCCUUUACUUCGCGUCUACGCGCGUCAGGCGCGAGUCGGGUUUCGUCGUGGCCGCGGCGCAGUGCGCGGGACGGCCAACCGGACACAGCCACGGCACGUGGGGUCGGCGCCGUGCCUGGGGCGGGGGCGGCCCCCCCCCCAGGGGCCCGCCGAGGUCAAGGCUUGCAGUGGGGUGGGACAAGCGACCACUGCAGUGCCUUGUGCUGUGGUCCUUUGAGGAGCAAUGACGGAGUAUAAGCUCGUGGUGGUGGGCGCUGGAGGCGUGGGGAAGAGCGCCCUGACCAUCCAGCUCAUCCAGAACCACUUUGUGGAUGAGUACGACCCCACCAUAGAGGACUCCUACCGGAAGCAAGUGGUCAUCGAUGGGGAGACGUGCCUGUUGGACAUCCUGGACACGGCGGGCCAGGAGGAGUACAGCGCCAUGCGGGACCAGUACAUGCGCACCGGGGAGGGCUUCCUUUGUGUGUUUGCCAUCAACAACGCCAAGUCCUUCGAGGACAUCCACCAGUACAGGGAGCAGAUCAAACGGGUGAAGGACUCGGACGACGUGCCCAUGGUGCUGGUGGGGAACAAGUGUGACCUGGCCGCGCGCACCGUGGAGUCUCGGCAGGCCCAGGACCUCGCCCGCAGCUACGGCAUCCCCUACAUCGAGACGUCGGCCAAGACGCGCCAGGGCGUGGAGGAUGCCUUCUACACGCUGGUGCGCGAGAUCCGGCAGCACAAGGCGCGCAAGCUGAGCCCGCCUGACGAGGGUGGCCCGGGCUGCCUGAGCUGCAGGUGCCUGCUCUCCUGACAGCGGCGUGGGUGCGGGCUGUGGAGGUGCCGGAUGAGACGCGGGCUGAGGAUGCAGGGAAGGAAGGAGGUGCUGCCAGAGCCUGGCCAGCCCAGGUCGGUGGACAGAGUGACCGCGGGCCUCCCGGGACGCUUUGCACAGACUGUCGUGAACUGACGCCGGCGGCCCCCAGUUGUCACUCUCCUCCAGCCCCGUCCUGGCCCACUGGGCACAGGCUGAGUCGCAGUAAAUUAUUUCAUGUCUUGA